AUGGGGAUGAUUUUGUUAAUGUUAAAUUUCGCACAGCCAUCACCUUCACCCGCCGGAAAAUCAUCGCAUGAUGAACUGAGUGUCACAUCAGCGGCAAUUAACGCUGCUUCAUUAGAACCGGAUUCUGAGAAAGAGAAACCCGUUUACACAAUUGAUGGAGAAUUAAUACCGCCUAAACCGGUUUUUCCUGAUAAUUGUAAGACCUUGAUAAAAUCUUUGCUCCUACACAUUGCAAGAGCCAUCUUGGCUUACUCCAUUUAUAACUCGAUGGAUUUAUCUAGCGGAUGUUCGCAUUGCGUUUUGGAUAUCUACCAAGAGGAAAUGCAGGAAUGGAAUGAAAGGGUGAGAUCCAUAAGAGAACGGUUGUUAAAAGAGAACAAACCAUUACCAGCAAUUCUUGAAAAAGCUGACAAAUCAGGUGGUGAAGAGAUGGAUCCUGGGAUGAAAGCUUUUAUGGAAUUGGAAAAAAAGUUGGAGAAAUCUUGA
This is a messenger RNA of Acaulospora morrowiae, 486 nucleotides long. Lineage: Eukaryota; Fungi; Glomeromycota; Glomeromycetes; Diversisporales; Acaulosporaceae. The record is from the annotation of a GenBank genome assembly.